Synchiropus splendidus (mandarinfish) is the source of this 3639-nucleotide messenger RNA. It is a transcript of the gene kri1, whose product is annotated as KRI1 homolog. Lineage: Eukaryota; Metazoa; Chordata; Actinopteri; Syngnathiformes; Callionymidae. Gene Ontology annotation, biological process: endonucleolytic cleavage in ITS1 to separate SSU-rRNA from 5.8S rRNA and LSU-rRNA from tricistronic rRNA transcript (SSU-rRNA, 5.8S rRNA, LSU-rRNA). Gene Ontology annotation, cellular component: 90S preribosome; nucleolus. The record is from RefSeq and is a predicted model, not a curated record. Bases 864 to 3098 code for a protein of 744 amino acids. The transcript is spliced from 18 exons.
UCUCUUCUCCAGGGGCGGGCGCUCCACGCUGGCUACACAAAAAUGAAAAACACACUUUUCCUGGGAAGUCCAGACGUCACAGGCGAACCCACAAUUUCUUCGAAAUCCUGAGUGAGCUCACAAGGAGGAGUGCUGCAAACACUGCUGCGGUGGAUUCCGGGAAACAGAUCAUACGCAUGAAGCACUUUAAAAUCAUUCAUCAUCAGAUGACUUGAAGCUUUUAUUUACCCCCAAUGAAGCGACUUCCAGCAGCUCACCAAGAGCGCUGUACAUUGUUGACAUGGAUUAACCUGUAACUCUGGUGACGACUGGCGACACACACGUAUGGAAGCGAGCUCAGGCCCUGUUGGACUCUGUGUCAACACCAGCAGGCCAAGGUCAAGGCCGGGAGGAGAGCGGAAGCUUUCAAAAGAUAAGCCACACAAACACAUCAUGUAGGUUAGAACAGAGGUGAACAUUUGCUGUGAUAUUUGAUGCAAUAACCGAGCGUAAGGUUGUGAAUAACACCUUGCUUUCUCAGUCUUGGCAGUGUUUUCACUCACAUCCUGUAUUUAUUUUUGUGUUGUGUAAUGUUUUGCGAGUGUGUUUGGUUCUUUGUCAGUGCCGCCAGCUUUGAUAAACAAAUUACUGGAAGUUAUGGUUGCAUAACGAGACUUGGCCACUUGUUUCACGCUUCAGAUUUAAAGCCAGUCAAAGUUGGGCCACGUCACGUCCCGGACCUCUGUGAUAAAGCCCAGUGCGCCCUCUUCCGGUUCACACUGGCUGGUGCGCCGGAAGCCAUGCGGGUGACUGCCAACGUGCGUGUGUAGCGGCUGAGAACUCGCGUCGCCUGUUUCUUAUUUUCAACGCACAACAUUAGAAAUAUGUCUGGGAAUUCGGAACUGAAAAUAAACUCCAAGUUCGCCCAGAACUAUGACAAAUAUCGACAGAAAGAAGAACUGCAGAGACUGAAAGACAAAUAUGGGAACCAAGCCGAUGAAAGCGAAUCUGGGUCAUCCGAGUCCAGCUCUGAAGAAGAAGAAGUGGAGCUUGAUCCAGAGGUGGAAAGGGAUUUUUACAGGACGUUGUCACUGCUGAAGAAAAAGGAUCCAAAGAUUUAUCAACAGGACGCUAAGUUCUACUCGGACGCAGCCAACAGUGACGUGAAGCCUUCGACCUCCAAAACAACCAUUAAACCCAUGUACCUGAAGGAUUAUGAGCGAAAAGUUAUUCUGGAGAAAGAAGGAAAAUAUGAAGAUGAUGAAGACAGUGAUGACGACGAUGAUGAGGAGGCUGUGAAAAGACGAGAGAGAGCAGCGUCGCCCAGCUACAUUCAGGAGCAAAAGCAACUGAAGGAGAGCUUCCAGAAGUUCAUCCAGGACAGCGAUGAGGAUGACGACAGUGCCGGAGAGGAAGUUUCACAGCUGCUGACCAGGAGGGUCAAAACACAAGAGGAGAAGGACAAAGAGGAAGCAGAUUAUUUGGAGUGGCUGAAGGGUCAGGCUGAGCUCGAGGGUCCAGAGGAGGUGAAGGACAUGAAAUACCUCAGAGAUUACUGGAACGAUCCAGAGUUGGACGAGAAGGAGUGCUUCCUCCGGGAUUAUGUUCUCAACAAAGGCUACCUUGAGGAAGAGGACGACGAGCGGAUCCCGACCUACGACGAGGUGGUCCAAGAUGACGUGGACGACUCAGAAGAGGAGGGCGAGAGCUUCCUGCAGCGGCAGGAAGACUUUGAGAGAAGCUACAACUUUCGCUUUGAGGAGGCAGAUGCUCAGCAGAUCAAAACAUACCCUCGCAACAUCGUCACCUCGGUUCGGCCCAAGGACGACCGCAGAAAGAGGAAACGUGAGGAGGUGAAGGAGAGAAAGGAGAAGGAGAAGGAGCAGAAACGUGAACAGCUGAAGCAGCUCAAGAACCUGAAGAGGAGUGAGAUCAUGGAGAAGCUGAAGAAGCUGCAGGAGCUGACUGGGAAUGACGAGCUGGCUUUCAGUCAGACCGACCUGGAGGGAGAUUUUGAUCCUCAGCAGCACGACCAGCUCAUGCAGAAAUUCUUUGGCGACGACUACUAUGGAGAGAAUGAAGACGAAAAACCUCAGUUUGAAGAUGAUGAGGAAUUAGAAGAUCACUGGAACUGGGACACCUGGACAGGAGAGGAGCAGGGCGCUGGAGAAGAGGGAUUCCAGCCGCACUGCGACGACCAGGACUUCAUCAUGGAUGCAGACUACGACCCCAGUCAGCAUGUGGCCUCCAAGAAGAAGAAGAAGGAGCGGAAGAAGUUGAAAAAGAUGGAUUUGCCUCAGAUGGGCAAAAAGAAAAAAAAAUCUCUUUUUGCUGAAGUCAUCAUGAAAACCAAACCCGUGUUCGACCCAAAGGAGAAGAGCUUCGAGCAGUACUUGGAUGAGUACUACAAACUGGACUACGAGGACAUCAUCGACGACCUUCCCUGCAGGUUCCGCUACCGGCAGGUCGUGGCCAACGACUUUGGCCUGACCGUGGAUGAGAUUUUAAAAGCGAACGACAAGGACCUGAAUCGGUGGGCCUCUCUGAAGAAGACCUGCAUGUUUCGCUCUGACCGGGAGGAGUUGAGCGAGCUGAACAGCUACAGAAUCAAGUCGCAGAAUUCAAAGAAGAAGAGAGAGGUCCUGGUGUCCUUGUAUGCAGAGGAAGAUCAGGAGUCGGAGGAGGAGAAGAGCAAGAUGGGGAAGAAAAGAAGAGACCGAGUCAAGAAUGCGGAGAAGCAGAGCGAAGGAAAGGACCCAGACUCUGUAGAGGAGCCGACGGGAGAACGUAUCUCAGAUGCUCUGGCUGCGGUGGAGGAAGAGGAAGAGGAGGAGGAGGAGGAGGAGGUUCUGAUCCCGAAAAAGAAGAAGGUGGAGCAGGAGCCGCGGGAGAAGUCUGACGGUGCAGACGUGGUGAAGAGGACUGAGAAAACGUGGACCAAGAAGCCGAAACGCUUUGUUGGACGUCGACCUUCAGGAGUGAAACUGGGUGGUCGGGAGUUCAGCAGCCAGAGACUGAAGGCGUACGGCUUGAACCCCAAAAGACUCUUCUUCAGACAGCUCGGCAGGGAGAGAAGAAAAGCCCAGGAGAAGAAGGAGAAGAAGCGGAAAGCAAAAUAAUGCUUUUUACAUCCUGGACAGAUCAAGAUAUCCUCAACAUUUUAUCUUAUUUGCCAUUGGGGCUCUGAUUUGGAAACGAAAGAGCCCAGCCACAGGAAGAGGAGUCUGAUAAGAUAUAUUUGUCAUUAAUGUGCGACUGCACAGGCACAUAACAGAAAAGAAUAUUCUCUAUGGUUGCUACUUUUAUAAAUCAAGUUUAUUUUUCUUUUAAGUAAACAGCGUCAGUAAUGAAUAAAUAUCCAUGAUCACAUAUUUCCUGCUCACACACAAGGUUCAAAAUGUUUUUAUAUUUCCCUCUAAAACAGUUUCUUGUGAUCAUGUGUUCACCAAACGGGAAGCUCCAAAAUAAAAGCAUUUCCAUUGAGCUUUAUCUGCUCAACCAAACUUGUUGGUGACUUUGAUCUGUUGUUUUUGUGACUGUUGUGAUUCUUAUUUAUAUUUUUCUUAUUCUUUUAUGAAGAACCCAGUAGAAAUUAUUUAGUAGAUCAUUUGUACCUCUGAAAUAAGAACUCUACUAAGGUUGCUGUACUAUGGAAAUCAA